AGGCAAUUCACAAACUUCCUGCUCUGGGCUCGGCAGCCACCCUGAACCAGACCACCCCAACGGAGGGUUCGGAGGCCACACUUGAGGCCCAGGCAGGGCCCAGGCGGGGCCCAGCGGGGGGCCCGGAGUGGGAAGAUGGCCGAUGGAGGCAGCGACCUCAGCACCAGGGCACCCACAGAAGACCAGAACAUUGAUGACAGACUUAUCUAUGAGACUCUAUUCAAACACUUCAAAAGACACAAGGUGGAGAUUUCAAAUGCAAUAAAAAAGCCAUUUCCUUUCUUUGAGUGCCUCCGGGACCGUGAACUCAUCACCAAUAAAAUGUAUGAUGAUUGUCAAGAUUCUUGUAGAAACCUGGUCCCUGUACAAAAAGUGGUGUAUAAUGUUCUCAAGGAACUGGAGAAGACAUUUGACUUGCCACUUAUGGAAGCAUUGUUCAGCGAGGUCAACGUGCAAGAAUACCCUGAUUUAAAUCAUAUUUAUAAGAGCUUCGAAUGUGCAAUCCAAGAGAAAAUUAAUUACCAAGAAAGUGAUGAAGAAGAGGUGGACAAGAGUCCUAAUAUCCGACUGAGGCUUGGGCAAGGAACUGCUGAAAACUCAUAUCGAAGCCUGACCUGGUCAUGCCCAGGGUCCUCAUCUUACCAUGGUACAACCCCACCUGAAAAUAGACUCUUGGAGAACCUCUGUGAACCAGAACAGAUAAAUGCAAACGGAACAGAUACAACCAGUGACAAAAAUGAUGCACUAGAAAUCCAACAAGCAAAUGAGGAGUGUGCCCAAGAAUCUGAGCCAGCAGAGUCCUGUGAACAAGCACCCAUCCAAGUGAAUAAUGGAGACACAAAAGAAGUCACACCCAGCCCAUUGCCCUGUGAUGGAGAAAGUCCAGGAGCAGAGCUACCCAACUAUGGAAUCCAAGUCAAUUCCUGUUCUGUAUUGCUGGUGGAUAUAAAGAAGGAAAAGCCAUUUUUUAACUCAAGAGUUGAACAGCAAGCCCAAGCAGGGACUAACUGUAACCAGGCAUCUGACAUAAUAGUGAUCAGCAGUGACUCCGAGGAAUCCAAUGAUGAAGACGAGCCCCCAGAAGCCUCCACGUCAGCACUGGAAAGCGGGCCUGUGACCAAUAACCUUGACUCAUUAGAAUCAAGUGAGCGAGGAGAAUCCCAAGAAGCCACCUGCUCAAGACUUCAGAUUACACUAGUGAAAAGAUUUGAUGACUAUUCAGAGUCCAGUGAGGAAGAGGAGCCCCUGAGAGCUUCGAGCUCAGCACUGAGAAGUGAUCCUGAUGAGGAGGAUCCUGCGGAUGUUGGAGACAAACCUAUUUGGGGGAUAAGCAAGAGGAAAAGAUACUCCCUGGAUAAGCAAAGGAACUGGAAGAAGAAGUAUGUUCAGACAAGUGGAGAGGGGAUCAGCAGUGGUAACUUUUCAGAAUUAAGUCAUACAGAAGAACCUCAGGAAUCUUCUGGCUCAGUCCUAAGAAGUGGGUCAGGAGCAGAGCCACAAGGACUUGGAAACGAAAAGUGUUCCUGUGUCAUGUGUUUUUCACAAGGUAUUUCAAGAGGCCAAGGAGCAAGGACUGAGAGUAGCCAAGCAUCUGACAUGAUGGAUACCAUGGAUAUUGGAAACAAUUCUACUUCGGGAAAACACAAUGAGAAAAUAAGGAGAAAAACAGUCAUCUCCGGGUCUUUGAGAAGAGGCAGAAAAAGAGGUCCAAGAAUUCCCAGAGAUACACGUAUGAAUUUUUGCCUUCCGGAACUUCCCGUGACCUGUGGAGAGGCAAAGGGGAUUUUAUAUAAGGAGAAAAUGAAACAAGGAACCUCAGAGAAGUGUAUAAAGGGUGAGGAUGGAAGAUGGUUUACCUUCAGGGAAUUCGAAGUUGAAGGAAACUACUCACGGUCCAAGAACUGGAAGAUGAGUGUGAGAUGUGGUGGAUUCCCCCUGAAAGACCUGAUUAAGAAUAAAUAUCUACCAGACCCUCCAAUAAGAAGAAGAAGAGAGCAGACAAUACCAGAGCCUAGCAGCAAUGACUUUUUUGACCCUUACCCGGGAAACUCAAAUAUAUGUGAGGUGUGCCGUGGACCUGGAAAGCUGUUCUGCUGCGAUACUUGUCCAAAGUCCUUUCAUGAGAAAUGCCACAUCCACCAUAUAGAUGCUAACAGGGACCCAUGGAGUUGCAUCUUCUGCAGGAUAAAGGCUCUUCAGCAAAGGUACCCACAAAGCCAACGAUGCCACCAAGUAUCUGAGGUCCUAAAGAGGCGGAUGGUGCCUGAGGAACAGUUGAAAUGUGAAUUUGUCCUCUUGAAGGUCUACUGCUGUUCAAAAAGCCUCUUUUUUGCCUCAAGACCACAUUAUAGUAACGACACGUCUCAUGGCCUAAAGCGACCCAUGUGGUUAAACAAAAUCAAGAAAAAGCUGAAUAGGAAACUGUACCUCCAAGUGGAGGGGUUUGUGCAGGACAUGUGCCUCAUCUUUCAGAACCACAGGGCUUUUUACAAGGACAACCAGAAAUUCAUCAAGCUUGGACUUCAGCUACAGGCCAUAUUUGAGAAUAGUUUCAGAAACACUUUUGCGAUUCAGGAAACUAGCAAGAACUGGCUAAUGUAUAUUGGAAACAAGAGAGAAACACUUGUAGGAGUGGGUUUUUGGGAUGUAGGACCUGGAAGGGUAGAAUAUAAGACUGGAGAAUGGAGACUCCAUUGA
Odobenus rosmarus divergens (Pacific walrus) is the source of this 2697-nucleotide messenger RNA. RefSeq names its product SP100 nuclear antigen. The record is from RefSeq and is a predicted model, not a curated record. The coding region runs from base 136 to 2697 and encodes 853 amino acids. Gene Ontology annotation, biological process: regulation of transcription by RNA polymerase II. Gene Ontology annotation, cellular component: nucleus. Lineage: Eukaryota; Metazoa; Chordata; Mammalia; Carnivora; Odobenidae. Gene Ontology annotation, molecular function: DNA-binding transcription factor activity, RNA polymerase II-specific; DNA binding; protein binding. The transcript has 27 exons.